CAUUUCCCAAUCCCAAACAUGUCUCAGUUAAUCUAACGCGCAAUCUCUUCUCUCUCACUUGCAUUCAAUUCAAGCCAUGAGCGUACCUUCGGCGCCGUCGAUGUGGACGGCGACUCAGCCUCCGUUCACGGUGGCGCAGUGGCAGGAGCUGGAACACCAAGCCCUCAUCUUCAAGUACCUGAAAGCGGGUCUAUCGGUUCCCCCAGACCUUCUCCUUCCCAUUCGCAAGAGCAUGUCUCAACCAAUGGGUUUCUACGGCAAGAAGAUUGAUCCUGAACCCGGUCGCUGCCGGAGAACCGACGGCAAAAAGUGGCGGUGCUCUAGGGAUGCUCACCCUGACUCUAAGUACUGCGAUCGCCACAUGAUACGACGUCGUUACCGUUCAAGAAAGCCUGUGGAAUCUCAACCUCAAACCACCACCGCCACCUCACCUACUCCUACUCCUCCUCACGCGCUUCCCUUGCACACCAAUGGUACUCGCCAGGGUUUCACUUUCUCACUCGCCAACACCAACCCUCACCUUCACAUCGAUCCUCUGUCUCUUCCUGGUCACUCUAACAAGAAAACUUUUAGGUUUGGACUGAAUUCCGAAGCAGAUGAUGAGCACAACCUCUUGCAGAAAGAUCUGGGAAGUGUGAGGUAUCAAGGUUAUGACUUUACUGCAGAUGGCAUGUGGUCUCACAUGUCUCAGAUUCCAUCAAACACUGUUUCAGAAUCGAGAAGUGGUUCUACUAUGGCUGGCAACUGCUUCCAACAGCAAACUAUGCGAGAUCCUGAGCUCUUGAACGUGGACACGGCAAGGACCAAGGAACUUGCCUUUAGUGGCCAGUUAAGUUCAGCAGGGUGUUUAAAACAGGAAUAUCAGUCCUCACAGUCUCUCUUCAGUGACUGGCACUGGAAGAAGGAUUUAAGUUCCUCUGCAGUUGAGUAUAGGCCCAACAAGGAUUUUAACUGCAACCCAGAUGUCAACGUUGAUUCAAAUGGUUCUCUGUAAAGCUUGCACAGUGUGUUUUGUCGUAUGUCAUGUCAACAUCCUCCCGAAGCAAGCAUUUGAAUCACCAACUGGUCCCCUACCCUUUGUUUCCCUCCCAACCGAUGAAAAUAAAAGUCCUCAGGCAGUGAUUUAUUUUCAUCAGUAGUAUUUAGAUACCCGAGGGAAUCAUGGUUUAAUUUCUAAGCUUCAAUGUGUUGUUCUUUUAUAUUAGCUUAGAUACAUACUUGAAGGAGUUCUGUUUUCUUUACAUGUAAACCUGUAACAUUUGAAUGUGCUUUUGUUUUUCUUUGUUGUACUGCCAUUUAGUUUGGUUCAUGUUUCCUAUGAUUGAAGUCCCAUGAUUGUUAGACUCAUUUUGCUAUUUUCAGCCAUCAAGCAUGCUCACGAGGAUGG
Abrus precatorius (Indian licorice) is the source of this 1387-nucleotide messenger RNA. RefSeq names its product growth-regulating factor 5-like. Gene Ontology annotation, molecular function: ATP binding. NCBI's taxonomy places the organism in Eukaryota, Viridiplantae, Streptophyta, Magnoliopsida, Fabales, Fabaceae. Gene Ontology annotation, biological process: developmental process; DNA-templated transcription; regulation of DNA-templated transcription. The transcript is spliced from 2 exons. Gene Ontology annotation, cellular component: nucleus. The record is from RefSeq and is a predicted model, not a curated record. The coding region runs from base 77 to 994 and encodes 305 amino acids.